Chroicocephalus ridibundus (black-headed gull) is the source of this 531-nucleotide messenger RNA. RefSeq names its product chromosome 19 C1orf232 homolog (gene C19H1orf232). The transcript has 4 exons. Lineage: Eukaryota; Metazoa; Chordata; Aves; Charadriiformes; Laridae. The coding region runs from base 1 to 531 and encodes 176 amino acids. The record is from RefSeq and is a predicted model, not a curated record.
AUGACCCAGGGCUUCUGGCGGCUCUACAAGGCCAAAGUGUUGCAGACCCUGGGGGGGGCACGGGAGGAUGGGGUGCUGCAGGAGGAGGGAGACCCCCCUGAGCUGAUGGAGGUGGACGAGCCCCCCACACUGAUGGAGGAGGGACCCAGCCCCGUGUCCCAGCUGGCGAGGAAGGUGCAGGGGGUGGGUGCCCGGGGCUGGCGGACGCUUUCGUCCCUCUUCACCCGCGAGGACGAGCACCAGCUGCUCAGCCCAGAGCCCUGCGCAGACCACCCACUGGCUGCCUCGCCGCCUGAGCCACCCCCCUCGGAGAAAUCGCCCGGCUUUUGGGAUCUCUUUGCUACGAAGUGGCAGCAGGCGUCAGGGCUGGACAAGGGGGUGUCCCCCGCAGAGCCAGACGAGAGCCCCGGGGAGCCGCCGGGCGACGAUGGCAGCGACCUGCGGGAGCCGGAGGAAGGGGCCUUCCACUGGGGCUUCCUGGCCGGCAAACUGGCUGAAAUCCGGAAUAAAAGUGCCCCCAAGGGUAACUAG